AUGAUUGAGGUGGAGAACUGGAUAUUUGAGCUGCAGAAUAAUGAUUCACUGGCUUUACGCAAGACUCUUGGUGGAAUACCGGCAGUAAGUUCAUCGAGUGCAGUGUCACUGCCAUCACCAACAACUUCAACACCGACUCGAAAUUCCGGAGCGUCACCGACCGACACAGUUGCUUCCACUGGUGUUUUGAGAUCCUAUCAAAAGAGCGAUCACAUACUGCCGAUACCGAGUGCAUUCAGUGCUCGAACAACCAACAGCUUAAAUCAGCUGCAGCCAUCGGGUAUACCAGUCGCUGCGUUCAACCCAUUGCUGAGCCCGGCCAUGAUGGCCGCACAGAUCAGCCUACUGAAUGCGCCUAACACAUUACUCUCGAUGAUGCAAGUUUGUAUUUUCCAUGAAUCUGUUCGAGGACUACAAAGCAGAUUCAGGCUUACCAAACUGGCUUUCAGUAAGUAA
Gongylonema pulchrum is the source of this 456-nucleotide messenger RNA. NCBI's taxonomy places the organism in Eukaryota, Metazoa, Nematoda, Chromadorea, Rhabditida, Gongylonematidae. The record is from the annotation of a GenBank genome assembly.